This is a messenger RNA of Lates calcarifer (barramundi perch), 2501 nucleotides long. RefSeq lists its product as uncharacterized. The record is from RefSeq and is a predicted model, not a curated record. NCBI's taxonomy places the organism in Eukaryota, Metazoa, Chordata, Actinopteri, Centropomidae. The transcript has 3 exons. Bases 244 to 1086 code for a protein of 280 amino acids.
GUGUGUUAGGGGAGUAUCCUGAGCUCCCAGCUCUCAGUCAUUCACUCAGACUCACUCACACAGCAGGUAUUGCUCACCAGUGCUCUCUCUCUUACACACACACACACACACACACACAGAGGGAAAGGAGGAACAGUUAGAAAUCAGAGGUAACCAAAAAAAGGAGAAGAAAAAGUGUGUGAGAAGCAAGAGUGCAACAGAGGACACGAGAAGUGAAAGAGAAACAAGACAGAAAGAGAAAAGAUGACAAUUGGCAAGAACUCCAGGAAAAACUCAACCAGGAGCUCCAUCCGGGCCCCAAAGUUUCUAGAUAAAUCCAGCGGCUUCUAUGGUCGCCUUGAUGAGCCUGAGACCACCGGAGAAGGGGAGGAGGUGAGGGGAAACGAAGUAGAGAAGAGAGGGAAUGGGGCGGAGGAUGGCAGUAGGGAGGGGAGAGUCACGAGUAGCCCGGUGCACAAUUCUGGGGCAGAUGAGAGGGAAGAAGCCGAGGCAUUUGACUUCAACGGAGGGAUGAUGGAAGACGACGGCGAGACUCUCCUGCGCAGGAAACCCAGCCGCCGCAGCAGCAGGUGGAGAAGGAGCUCCAGGAGGAAGCAGAGGGAGGGGAGACCUGAUGAGGAUGCAGCCCAGGACGAGAGGCCUAGCCUGGGAGUGGAGAGUCCGGCUGACACCGGCGUCCUGGAGGGCACCAGGGUGAUAAUUGAGGUAGAGAUGGAGAAACUGAAGAAGGUGGAGGAGGAAGACGAGAAGGCAGGAAGAGGGAAAGAGCCUGAGCUUGUUCACUUCCCGGUGCGGGAGGAUGAAGAUGACCAGGUCCUCAUCAGAGACAAGAAGAGGGGGAGAGAAGAGGAGGGAGAGGAGGAGAAGAGGAUGAGAAGAGAGCAAGAGGAGGGGAUGAAGGUGGUGAAGAGGAACACGAUGAAGAAUUACCGCAAGGCCUUGGACCGAGCAUUUCGGCGUGGAUGGGAGGCUUUCAUCACAAACCUCUAUAGUGUCACGCUCACACCCGUGACAUCAUCCUCGCCACCUUCUCCUGCGUCAAAGAAGAAGCAGCAGCACAAAGCUGUGUUAGCUGAGUUUCGGUAGUGCAGGAGGCCGACAUGGACCACACCUUUUCUAAUAUUUACUUUGUUCAAGUCAUGAUUAUGCUGAAUAGUGAUGGACAACCUGCCUAUGUCUUCAGAGGGGACUUUUAUAGACACAUGAUGUGUUUCAGUCAUGUAUUAGGCCUCAGAAGCAUUAAUUAUUUAUGUUAGUUACUGAGUCUUAAUUACUCAACAUAAAGUUUACUACCUUGUCAUAUGAUGGUGCGCAUUAAUUUGCACACAGACUACAAAUGAUCAGUUUUACUGUAGGAGCUGUGGGAGCCAAGCUGAUUUUACAUUGAAGUCUAUGGGACUGGCUUGAGUUUUGAAGUCCAGUCAUCAUGUGACUGAGUUCAGCUGUCUCUGGUUCCUGCCUUCUACGUUGCUACUCUUCAGAUUUUACUCAGUGGUUUAAGAAUGUCUUAACAUCUUAGCUCCUUACACCCGGGCCACUAUUAAGAGCUUGGAGUACAGAUAAUCUCUGCUUCCUUUGGUUUAGCUCUAUGAAACUUGUAAAGUGUUGAUGUGUAAGCCAAAGGAAUGGAAAAUUUCACGAGAGUAACGAUGACUGAUUAGUGGACUUUUCACAUUUCUGGAUGGUAAUCAGUGCCAUUUAUUGCUGUCUGGCAGCAAAUCAGUAAUCGGUUCUGGUUAAUGAGCGGAGGACAAACACACACAAAUGCACCUUGCUAGUCAGUGCCUAUACACUGCAGUUAUGAUCCACAUUAACACAUACAUUUGUAUGUUAAUAUUUGUGGAGAAAUUACAGUUGUUGUUUUUUUAAAAACCCAUUUCAACACAGGUUUUCUCCCACCAGUGUGUGUACAGAAAUACACAAGAGAUGUCAGGUGGUAGAACUUGACUGUGUUUGACUUCCUCAUUGACAAUAAAGUUCAUCCCUGUGUGUGUUCUGGUGAAGGUUAUUUAACCUGAUGGAACCAGACAGGGUGUGUUUGUAUGUGUGUGUUUGAGGAAGAUAAAGAGAGAGAGAGAGUUUUUGUUGCCUGGUAUUUUUUGCCCAACUGUCUUUGGGUUGUUUGAUUGAAGCUGUGCAUCAGUGUUUUUUGAUGCGUUCUGAUUUGAAAACAGUACCCCAACCUAGACGUCAAACAGUAUUUAAAAAGUAUUUAUGAUUGACCCUUGUUAAAAUGUCAUGUUUACAAUAGACCUGUUGUAAUUUCCCUUCAUCUACUUUAUAUAUAUAUAUAUUUUUAAAUAUUACCUCAGGAGUGUACUGAAGGGUCGACUGAAUAGGUGCAGAGAAAUACAGAAAACAUUUCAUUUUUAUGUUAAUGACUGUCUUUCAGAAUCUGUCAGUUUCUAUUAAUUAAUCCUUUUGUAUCCUAAUCAAAGCUUCUGAAGUCUUGAACCAUGAUAAGACACACUUUUCUGAGAGUAAAUAAAGAGUUUAUUCUA